ACCAUUCAUUCCAUUCUCAGGUAAUGGCUGCCCUGUAUAAAAAUACCGACGUGAAAAAUAACCAAGCUUUGAUGGAAAUUUUGAAGUACCACUUUGCGAAAGGUGUCCACAGCUGGUCAAGAAUGUACAACAACAUGGAGUUAGACACACUGAACAAUGAUGGCAAAAAACUUCGCAUCAAUGAAUACGCAAGGUUUUCCUUCAAUACCAAAUGGACUCACACUGUGCAGUGCGUUAGAACCUUGACCGGUCCAAUCCGAACAUGCAAUGGAAUUGUUUAUUUAAUUGAAAAGAUGUUGACUCCACCUGAAAGUGAUGUGAUGACUAUCCUGAGAAAAGACUCACGUCUGACAACAUUUGUCAACGCUCUCAACAAAACCGGUCUGAUUAAUCAAAUCCAGAACAAAACAGAAGCUUUCACUAUCUUUGCCCCGACCAAUGAUGCGUUCAACAAGUUAAAUGCCCGACAAAGGGAACAAGUGGAAUCGAACCCAUCUAUUCUGUCGGCGUAUAUCUAUGACACUUCCGUCUGCUGCUCCAGCCUGGAAGGAAGCGGCUUCCGUUUCCGCGGCGGACACAUCAUAUCCUGUGACAACAUGGCAACUGACGGUGUCGUCCACAUCGUUGACAGAAUCAGCGUCAGGAAGCGACACUCCUGGUGGCACAGGUUCUUCUCGUUCGACAAUAUUUUCUAAAUAAGACAACAACAUCGCAAGAAUAUAUAAACGCAUCAACAUACAUGAACACAUAUACAUACAUGCUUCGUUUGGUAGUCACGAACAGAGUUUGAUUGACUGACAGGCAGAUAGACAAACAGACAGAAACAAUGGAAUAUACAUAUAUAUACAUACGCAGCAGACACACAUA
Molecule: messenger RNA, 867 nt
Organism: Octopus bimaculoides (California two-spot octopus)
Lineage: Eukaryota; Metazoa; Mollusca; Cephalopoda; Octopoda; Octopodidae
Product: transforming growth factor-beta-induced protein ig-h3
Biological process (GO): extracellular matrix organization; cell adhesion
Cellular component (GO): extracellular matrix
Molecular function (GO): cell adhesion molecule binding
Source: RefSeq, a predicted model, not a curated record